CCUGACUUAGCAGCCAACGAGGCCCAGCUUCUGAGGAAGAUCCAGUUAUUGUGCCUUAUGGAGAUGACUUUCACACGACCUGCCAACCACAGACAACUCACUUUUGAAGAAAUUGCCAAAAGUGCCAAAAUCACUGUGAACAAGGUGGAGUUGCUGGUGAUGAAGGCACUCUCGGUGGGGUUGGUGAGAGGCAGCAUAGACGAGGUGGACAAGCGGGUUCAUAUGACCUGGGUGCAGCCUCGAGUGCUGGAUUUGCAGCAGAUCAAGGGGAUGAAGGACCGUCUGGAGCUGUGGUGCACUGAUGUGAAAAGCAUGGAGAUGCUGGUGGAACACCAGGCUCAAGACAUCCUCACCUAGUGCCCCAUGUUCUGCAGACCCUGCUUCACCUUGCAAGGCAUUUCUGUGGCCCCUGAAACCAUCAGCAGAGAUCUGUAUUGAAUUGGGAUGGAGUUUGGGAUCCCGCUAAGAAUAGGAACUGUUCUUGCUAUAAAAGCAGAGAUCUUUCAUUGAUGGGGGUUUGAAUACUUGCAGAAGGCUCCUGUGUUGGGUGUUUUGUAGCCUGCAAGGGGUGAAAGGGGUACUCCUGGCCUAGGUGAUGAGGAAGAGCAAGAAUGGGAAUGGGGUAGUCUCUGUAGUCUCCACCCAAAUUCACUUGAGUGGGCCUUUUCCAACAUUGUCUGAGAAUGCCCCUAUAAUAAAUGCCUUUGCUUUGUUCUGCUGA
Cricetulus griseus (Chinese hamster) is the source of this 721-nucleotide messenger RNA. NCBI's taxonomy places the organism in Eukaryota, Metazoa, Chordata, Mammalia, Rodentia, Cricetidae. The record is from RefSeq and is a predicted model, not a curated record.